Molecule: messenger RNA, 8128 nt
Organism: Triticum dicoccoides
Lineage: Eukaryota; Viridiplantae; Streptophyta; Magnoliopsida; Poales; Poaceae
Exons: 16
Coding region: 113-7468 (2451 amino acids)
Biological process (GO): vacuolar acidification
Cellular component (GO): RAVE complex
Molecular function (GO): protein binding
Source: RefSeq, a predicted model, not a curated record
GCUCACCCUGCGGCCGCCGGCUGCAAAAGGGCAAAUCAGCCGCGGCAACCGGUGAGGAUCCAAACUCUACACCACCACCAGCAGCGCCGAUGCUCAUGCAGUAGCCUGCACGAUGAGGGAGCACGACCCGCUGCCGCAGCUCCCGCUCGCCCUCCAUCCACCGCAUCUGAUCCCUCCGGCGCCCACCCCCGACCACCGCGCUCUCUCGUUCCUUCCCGACUUCGGCGGCCUCCCCUGGGUCGCCUACGCCGCGGGCUCCCUCCUCGUCGUCUCCCACCUCCCCUCCCCUCCCCGUACCAGCGUAAGCGACACCGUGGAAGACGAAUCCCCAUUCUUCUGCCAAGUCAUCGACCUCCACACCCCCGUGUCCGCAGUCGCCUGGUGCGGCCGCGGGAGAGGCGAGCUCGCAGCCGCGUCCGGCAACUCCGUCUCCGUUUUCCAGCCCGCACCUUCCUCAGGUUCAUUCAGUUGGCUCCUGAGAUGGGUCAUCACCGAGAUGUUCACGGUCACCGCCAUCGCCUGGACGGGUUCCGGCGACGGCAUCGUGGUGGUCGGUGGUGGCGUUGCCAUGUGGGCCAGGGUGCAAUCCUCCUGGCAGCUUGCUUGGAGGUCCACACCACAGGUGCCGCAGUCCCUCGUCUCUGCUACCCACUUCGUCCACGCCCCUGUCGUGGCGGCGUCAGCUGCUGCUCCUGUGGAGGGCAAUGUGCCUGUCCUGGUAUUUCUGAAUGAUGCCAAAUUGGGUCUGGAGACUGCUGAGCUUCUGCAUCCUCAGCCUGUUUCCAUGAUCCAGUGGAGGCCUUUGACGUUAUCUGUCGGUGAUCCAUCUGAAGUGAGGAGAGAGAUCCUCAUGACCUGCUGCUUGGAUGGAACUGCUCGGCUAUGGACUGGGGCUGAGGUGACCAGGUCGAAGAAGCAGCCUACUUCCCGAAGAUCUUUCAGCGUCAUUGCAGUGAUUGAGUUGGACAACAUUCUAAAUGGAGUGCUUGGAGUUGACAUAUCUGUGAGAUGGGCAGUAGAAACUGGCAGUGUUGUAUCACGAGAUGAAGAAGCUAAGUUCAAGUUGUUUUCAGGUCAUUCCUGGCAGAACAAGGUUGGCAAAUGUGAGUGGCUGGUCAGUGUUGGCCCUGGGCGUUGUACCAAUUUUUGGGCUGCUCAUUGUCUUGAUGAUGUAUCUCCACCAAGGUACCCUCGGAUUACACUAUGGAAGCAGAGCGAACCACAGGCUUGGGAGGAAUCUGCUAUUAACCCAAAAUCUACAGUACAACCAAUUUUUGUUGAGACUGUAAUAUCACGAAGUAUAUGUUCUGGCCCACCCACAAGAUGCUCUUUGCUUCAUUUGCUGCCUGAUAAUUCAUUCAUUUGGUCUCGCCUGGCUUUUGGAUUAUCAUCAGAUUCUGGGAGUCAUGUUUCAAGCGAUUCUUCUAAGAGCAUCUCAUGCUGUUCAACCAAGACUAUUAAUCAAGUUGGACAUAAGGGUAGUAUCAUAGAGGUGUCUGUCCAUCCAUAUAGCUGCGAGAUAGAGCUAGCUGUUUCUAUGGAUUCUAGCAGAAUGCUAUUUGUAUGGUCUCUUUCAACCUUAUCAACUCUCAUAUCGACCUUGCAUGCACCCACUUAUCCUUCAUGGAAGCUCCUGUGCAAAUUUGAUCUGCAUGACAUUUCUUCAGAUGCGCAAUAUUCAUGUCUUUGUUGGGCUCCUUCAGUUUUCCAUGAUAACAGGUUUCUUGUCCUGGGAGGUGAAAAUGGAGCUGAUUUAGUUGUCGUCAGAAUUCCAAAUGGAGGUGUUGUUUCAUGUCACAAGAUGUUCACAGUUCCUUUCCUUGGAGGGAGCAAUGCAGAAGAACCACCUGAUAGCAUUCAUACCAUACCUUUAGCUUCUAACUGUAACAAGUCAUUUUUAAACAACAGUUUCCUAAUUGUGUGCGUAUGGAGGAAGAGCUUUCAAGUUUUAUCAUGGAAAGUAGUCCUGCAUUCAGAAAAUCAUCAUGAAGGAAGGGGGUGUUUAUGUGAAUUUUCUGCCAACUCACUUUCCACUGCAGAUCAAGGGAGACAUGUUACUUACGUCCAUGGUGAAAUGUUUGCAGCUGCUAUUUAUGAAGGUUCUACGGUUUUCCCUACUGUCGUGGAUGGAGAAUAUCCCACCUGCAUUUCGGUUAUGUCUCUGGACAAUACUGUAUUACCUCUACAACAGCAUGUACCUUUUGCAACUUCCCCAGGUUAUCAUAUUGCUACUGGGUACUCUGAUGGCACUGUGAAACUUUGGAAGAUGUCUGGUGCAGAUAACCCUUUGCAGACUGGGAGAUGGAGCAACAGCUGGGAGCUAGUUGGCAUGUUUGGUGCUCAUCCAGGACCAAUUAGUGCAAUUUCACUAUCCAGAUGUGGUAGAGUUGCUACUGUUGGCAGAAAUGUUCAGAAGAAUAAUACAUCCAUUCAUAUCUGGGAAGCAGUAAAACUCAUGGGAGAUGGGUGUUUUCUCCUGGAAGAUGCACUAAUGAUUCAAAGCGCUGUUGUUGGUUUAGAUUGGCUAUCUUUAGGCAAUGGUAGAUUUUUACUUGCGGUCUGUUUUCGUAAUAAGUUGCAUAUAUAUUCCCAUAAGCAUCCUUCCUUUCAAAAUGUGCUGCACACUGCAAAUUUGGAAGAGAAGCAUCUUUGGAGUUGUAUUGCAUUAGCUCAUUCUCAUCAUGAUGUUGCCAGCUUCUGCUGGGGGCCAAAGGCGUCAAUAGCGCUUGUUCAUAACAAUCAUCUUUCACUGUUCAGUUCAUGGUUAGUAAGAGGAGCAAAUGAACGUAUUACCCAGAAAGGCGUUUGUUCUGCCACAGAUGUGCAUGAUAAGUUGCCAUGUACUGUGCAUGUUAAUGAAACUAUCUUUGGUAAAUCUGGGCUAUCUGAAAAUUACAGCAACGCGGAGGCCACUGAGAACAAUAGCACGCUGUUACCAGGCCAACACAAUAGUCAUUGUUCUAAUGGUUUGUGGAGCUUGUUGGAUAUAUCUAGUAAUCUGAGUGGACCUUUGGCGCCAUAUCACCCAAGAGCACUUAUCCAUCAUCUUUAUUCAGGUGAAUGGAAACGUGCAGAUGGCAUUCUGCAGCAUCUUGUUGAAUCCAUGAAAGCAAGUACAACAUUAAACACCUUGUUGGACUGUAGUUCAUGCAGUAAAUCAUGCCAUAAUAUCCCUGAACUUCCUUUGUCGCGGUACUUUACGCAUACACCGUCAAGCGAUAUUUCUAGCAAAGGGUUACUGUGGGGUGAGAACGGAAGUAGCACAGCCUUCAACUUGCUGUCACCAUCAAAUUCAUUUUCUUACAUGACGAGUAAUUUAGGUAUCAAUACCACCACUAGUGCAUCUGAAAGGUCAGAGAUAAGUCAGCUCCUUGAUAAGAACUUUGGCAUGUUUGCAAUAAGUGACACUGAAAAAAUACAGAUACAUACAGUUUCUGAUCUUUUGGGUGAAAUUACUGAUCAGAACCGUGCUUCUCCCUAUAAAACCCUUGAUGAAGCAGGGCGAAGGUUCUGGAUUGCUGUGCAGUUCCAACGCCUAUAUGUGCUUAGGAGAUCUGGAGAUUCAUCUAGUGCUGAAGGGUGCCAUCUUGAUUCUGCUUCCAUUGCAUGGGCCUUCCAAUCUGAUUGUCAGGAUGAUCUACUUGAUUAUGUUCUUCCAGCAGAAUCAACUUGGUUAGAGAUGCAAAACCUUGGUAUGGGAUUAUGGUAUACGAAUGUGUCCCAGCUAAGGAUCAGGAUGGAGAAGUUGGCAAGGUUGCAGUAUCUUAAAAGCAAGGAUCCCAAGGAUUGUGCUCUGCUCUAUAUAGCAUUAAACAGAAUAAAAGUAUUAGUUGGCCUUUUCAAGGUCAGCAGAAAUGAGAAGGAUAAACGUCUGUAUGAGUUUCUCUGCAGGAACUUCCAGGAAGAAAAAAACAAAGCCGCUGCCCUUAAAAAUGCUUAUGUACUACUGGGAAGGCAUCAAUGGGAGCUUGCUAUAGCAUUUUUCCUGCUUGGAGGUGAUACUUCCUCUGCCAUCAAUGUUUGUGCGAAGAACCUUCAAGAUGAACAGCUUGCUAUGGUAGUUUGUCGGCUUGUUGAGGGAUCUGGAGGGCCCUUGGAGCGUAACCUCAUUUCAAAUGUGCUGCUCCCUGAUGCAGUUGAGAAAGGAGACCACUGGCUUUCAAGCCUGCUUGAAUGGAUGCUAGGGAACUACUCCCAGUCUGUCAGUAAAUUAUUUGGCUGCCAUCCCAAGUUACUGUUUGAUGAAUCCGACACUCAUGGUGGUCAGAAUGUGUUUGCAGACCCAGAAUUGGGUCAGUAUUGUGCAAUCCUAUCAACGAAAAAUAGUUUCAGAAACUGUGCUGGUGAAGCUCUAUCUGCAAAAUUAUCUAAGCUUUCAUUUGCACUGGCUGCAUGUGCCUUAAACAGAUGUGGACUACCUCUUGAAGCACUUGAAUGCCUAUCUAGUAAAUCAAGCAUAGUUGAGAAGGACGGCACCAGCUCACAACAUGGUGCAGAUGACAAGAUUCUUGAUGGAAUACUAAACCCUUUCAAUGCUUCUUCCAAUUGGCUUUCAUCAUCUGUCGUUAAUGAUGUUGAAUCAGAACUCAAAGUAACCAUGGCUUCAAAUUAUUUGUCACGCAUGCUGAGAAAUCACUUUCUCUGUGCACAUUGCGGCCUACCAUUAGCUAAAGAUAAGGUCCUUAAAGAGCACAAUAGCCAUGGCAUCGAGGAACUUGCGCAUGAUUUUAGUGCUGCAAUAUCCAUAUUUCAUAAAAGGUUCUCACUUCAGUUUUAUGAUGUAGCUGAGAAGAUCCUUACCUCCUGUUCCCAUGAUGGUUUAUUAUUUCUUGCACAUGUUCUGCUAUCAGUUUGUAGAUCACCAGAUGGUGGAACUAAUAGUCAUUGUCUUGAAGGUUGCGCUUCCCGUUCGAUUGACUAUCUGUUGUUGGUGUCAUGCAAGGAGAGUUUUAAAUUUCUUACUCGAUAUGUUGUCUCCUGCUGCUUCAUCUGUUCUGUUCUUAAUACAGACCUCACCAAUAUUACUGCAUGUACACCUUUGGAAAACAUGAAAUACAUUAUAGCAACUUUAUCACAUUAUCAGAGUACUAGCAGGCUACUCCUGAAACAUGACCUCAGUAGAACUUCUGCAUUGGACAAGACAUCAGCCAUAUCUACUGUUAUUGAUCUCCUUGAUUACAACAUAGGCUUUUCUGUUUCUUGGCUAUGCCAUGACAUAAAGGCAUUACUUAUCAUGAGCAAUCCAGUGUUAGGUGCUUCUGCGAAUGAUGAGUCAUGUCAAGUAUUAUUAGACCGAUUGAUGCAAGCUGCACACCAUAAAAGUCAUGGUAUAUCAAUUAACACAGAGGCGGUAAUGCCCAAUGGUUCAUUGGACAAGAGACAACCAGGAGGAAGCGAGGAUUCAAGUCUUUCAAUUGAUGAAAAGUGGCAUUUGAUAGGUGCUUCCUUGUGGAUUGGAUUGUCAUCCUUUAUGAAACAUCACUUAAAAGAGUUCAUUGGAAACGAGAAACUUGAAUGUGAAGCUUGUACAAGUGACGUGAAGGAAUUUAAGGGUCUUGCCUCUUCAGUUGCUGCAAAGUUUGUUAUUGAUUCCCUGCAAUUUGUGUCGUCUUCAUUAGUAAGACUCCAUGCAUCAUUUUUCAGAGAGAAAUUAUCAAAUAAUUUACAUCCGAGUGUGCUUUUCUGGUUAGAAUAUAUGUCGUCUCAGCCAAGGUCCAACAAGACUAGCCGUGAUCAGCUCACAUAUAUAGCUCAGGGCACAAACACUGAGAACAUGGAGGUGUUGUUUCAUGUUUUGUGGGAAAUAUCUGCUAACUCUCUGGAUAUAUGUGCAGCAUUUGUGAAUGAAGACGUGAAUUGCUUUCCGUUAAACAACACAAAGCUCAGUAGAUCUUGGAAGAAUAUGGUUGAAAGUACAAAAGUCGAGUGUGAAAACGAUUCUACUCAAAGUAAUGGAGGAGAAAAUAAAUGCAGUGUUAGCUCCAAGGACAAUGAGAAAGGGCGUGGAUUUGUUGACAAGGCUUCUUCUGAUGUGGAAACCUCUCUUGAACCUAAAAGGAAAUGCCUGAUCGAAGAAAAAGGCUUUCAAAGCCCAAAGGAACUUCUAAGGAGAAAUGGGGAACUUCUUGAGGCAAUAUGUCUCAACUCAACCAAUGAGCAACAUGCUGCUAUUGCUACCAACCGAAAGGGUCUUGUUUUUUUCAACUGGUAUGGUAAUCAACAGGACAAGAAAUCAGCAGAGUAUAUUUGGUCAGGAUCUGAGUGGCCAUCAGAUGGUUGGGCUUGUUCUGAAACUACACCUGCUGCAACUCUUAUUUCACCUAGUGUUGGUCCUGGCAGAAGAAGAGGAUCUCAUCUUGGCUCAGAUGGGGCAAAUAUUGGGGUAGGUUCUUUGGUGAAACCCGGAAGAGACUUAACUGGGGGUGGAGCAUUUGGAAUUCCAGGUUAUGCUGGUAUUGGGGCAUCAGGGUUUGGGUGGGGCGAACCCGAUGAAUUUGAGGAUUUUGUUGAUCCUCCAGCAACCCUUGAGAAUAUCCAUUCAAGAGCACUAUCACGCCAUCCCUCUUUGCCAUUGUUGCUAGUGGGGUCAAGCAAUACACAUGUGUAUUUAUGGGAGUUUGGUAAAGAUAGUGCAAGAGCUACAUAUGGUGUUCUCCCUGCUGCUAAUAUUCCACCACCUUAUGCACUUGCUUCCAUAUCGGCUGUUCAAUUUGAUUAUUAUGGGCAGCGGUUUGCAACUGCUGCAUUAGAUGGUACAAUUUGUACAUGGCAAGUUGAGGUGGGUGGAAGAAGCAAUGUCCAUCCUACAGAGUCAUCCUUGUGCUUUAACAGCCAUGCUUCUGAUGUUGCGUAUGUGGAUGCAAGCGGAUCUGUUCUUACUGCAGCUGGAUGCAAUUCAAAUGGCGCAAAUGUUGUUAUCUUGGAUAUGCUAGCUCCACCAGCCACUUGUCAAACUUCUAUUGUGUGUCAUGAAGGAGGAGCCCGUUCUCUUACUGUGUUCGACAACAACAUAGGCUGUGGAUCCAUCUCACCGCUGAUUGUAACUGGUGGGAAAAGUGGAGAUGUGGCAUUGCAUGAUUUCCGGUUCGUUUCUACUGGAAAGAGUAAGCAUCACAAAACUUCUGCUGGGGGUAGCUCCCGUGGGAUGAUUUGGCAUAUACCGAAGGCUCAUUUAGGGAGUGUCACCAGUCUAUCGACCAUUCCAGAUACCACCUUAUUCUUGACUGGAAGCAAAGAUGGAGAUGUAAAGCUUUGGGAUGCUAAAAAUUCCCAGCUAGUCUUUCAUUGGCCGAAGUUGCAUGAGCGGCACACUUUUUUUCAACCAACCUCCAGGGGCUUUGGUGGUGUUGUUAAGGCUGCUGUAACAGAUAUCCAUGUCUUGACUAAUGGUUUCGUUUCGUGUGGUGGCGAUGGUUCUGUGAAGCUUGUGCAGAUAAAGAAUGAGUUUGCCACAGUACAUCAGGACUAGAACAAGCAAGACAGGAGAUGUGUUGUUAUGCAUGGUUUGUCCUGGUGAAAGUGCUUGUUGAUUUAAUGUCGUGAUACAUUGUUUGUUUCAUGAGAUGCACAUCAACAUGAUGCCAUAAUUAAGUGGUGAGAAAAAUAUGAAUAGUUUAGUGGAAGCUAUAUGAACCUCAAGUAGUCCCCGGUUCCUCGUUACCUACCUGGCACAGGGCAAUUCUCAAGCUGUAUAUACCGUGGGUCACUUUGGUGUUUGUUUUCAGGCAAUUAUACUCUUUGUACUUUGCAUCACAUGUUGCAAGCAGAGUUUCUGUAUACCAGGGCAGCAGAGUUGUCUUGACUUAUUGACCAUGGUGAAUAUACUCUAUAAGGAAAGCACAACAGGAAGGGUGUAAAAUUGUGAAGUGUAGAGUGACAUCCAACUACAAAAUCUUCUCUUUGGUUGUCUGUUCGCCCAAUAUAGAAGUGCUGAAUUCUCUGCCCGAUUCAUGACAUAAAUCAAUGUGGCAACUGGACAUCAGGUUACUCUGUAUAUUUGUAUGGCUAAGAUAUUAAAAUCUUCUGUGUGUAAUUAUCAUAUGAUCUGACAUGUAGCUGAUCCAAUCAUUAUUGUUUAUUGUACCUGGUACUAUUUUCCAUCAUUCCCUCCUGCUGGUGUUCCAUAUAA